AUGACAAAAGUGAGCAUUCACUUGAUUGGAUUACCUAAGGUAGCAACUCUACAGCUACUAGAGGAAUUAAGAAAUUUUAUGCCAGUUCCAAAAAGACGAACAGCAAUUCCUCAACACUUACAAAUAUUUGCAACGCUUCAUUUUCUUGCAUCAGGUUCUUAUCAAAGGAAAGUCGGACAAGAUUUUUUAUCAUGCAUGAGUCAAACUUCAAUCUCCGUUUCUAUUCAUGCUACAAUAAAUGCGUUUAACAGAGUUAUGGGACAAUGGAUUCACUUUCCGACAUCAGACAGAAGAAAACAACAAAUUAAGGAAGAAUUUUUUGAAAAAACUGGAUUCCCAGGAGUGAUUGGAGCUAUUGAUGGAAGUCACAUUGCUAUCUUUCCACCACAAACUGAGCGAGAACACUUAUUUAUUAAUAGGAAGUUAUAUCAUUCCUUGAAUGUGAUGAUUGUGUCUUCAUACAACAGUGAAAUAUUAGCGGUAAAUGCGAUGCAUGGAGGAAGGACGCAUGAUUCAAGGGUGUUUCGUUCUUCGCGUUUGUUCCAUUAUUUAGAAAGACAGCAGGAAGCAGGCGAAAGGGGUUCAUGGCUUAUAGGUAUAGUUAAUAAUAUAUUAUUGACUAUCUUAACAUGUUUCUAUAAGUCUGUAACAUUCGUAAUUUUAAGUGCUGUAGUAUUAAAUAGAUUUUUAGGAGAUUCUGCAUAUCCGCUCAUGCCUUUUUUGUUAAAGCCAUUCAUAAAUGCACCUAUGGGAUCUCCAGAAUAUAGAUACACACAACAUAUAACAACAGCACGGUGUGCUGUGGAAAGAUGUAUAGGUAUUUUAAAAGGCCGAUGGCGAUGUUUACGAAAAGAAAGGGCAUUGCAUUAUCAGCCAGAAUUUGCAGGUAUUAAUACAUAAUUUCCUCUAUUAAAAAAACAAUGUUUUUUAAUACUUAUUAUCAUAUUUCUUUUUUAGCUCAUAUUAUAAAUGCAUGUUGUGUUCUACAUAAUAUUGCUGUUAAAUGGAGAGUCCCACCAAAUGAAGUAUAUUUAGAUGAUAUAGAUCAAGAAGCACCAAUACUAUAUAAUGAUGUUAAUGAAAAUGACGCUCAGCAAAUACGAAGAAAUAUUGUUAGAUGGUAUUUUGAAUAAUUUUUUAUUUUAAACAUACAUAUGCAUACAUACACUUGUACAGAUUGUUUAGUUACAAUAAAAAUCUAAAUAUAUAUUUGUAAUAAAAAA
Molecule: messenger RNA, 1223 nt
Organism: Monomorium pharaonis (pharaoh ant)
Lineage: Eukaryota; Metazoa; Arthropoda; Insecta; Hymenoptera; Formicidae
Product: putative nuclease HARBI1
Exons: 6
Coding region: 1-900 (299 amino acids)
Source: RefSeq, a predicted model, not a curated record